Molecule: messenger RNA, 595 nt
Organism: Impatiens glandulifera
Lineage: Eukaryota; Viridiplantae; Streptophyta; Magnoliopsida; Ericales; Balsaminaceae
Product: thioredoxin-like protein YLS8
Exons: 2
Coding region: 88-516 (142 amino acids)
Biological process (GO): mRNA splicing, via spliceosome
Cellular component (GO): U5 snRNP; spliceosomal complex; U4/U6 x U5 tri-snRNP complex
Source: RefSeq, a predicted model, not a curated record
AGGUCGUCUUCUUCAUCGAUUUUCUUAGCUAGGGCAUCGUUUUGUCCUCUGUAUUCUGAUCGAUCGGCAUAGGCGUAACUGAGAACUAUGUCGUACUUGCUUCCUCAUCUUCACUCUGGAUGGGCCGUGGAUCAGGCAAUUCUCGCUGAAGAAGAACGUCUCGUCGUCAUUCGGUUCGGUCACGAUUGGGAUGAAACUUGCAUGCAGAUGGAUGAGGUUUUGGCCUCUGUUGCAGAGACAAUAAAGAACUUUGCUGUAAUAUACCUUGUGGACAUAACUGAGGUGCCUGAUUUCAAUACUAUGUACGAGUUGUAUGAUCCUUCAACGAUAAUGUUCUUCUUUAGGAACAAACACAUUAUGAUAGAUCUCGGAACUGGAAACAACAACAAGAUCAAUUGGGCUAUGAAGGAUAAGCAGGAAUUCAUUGACAUUGUUGAAACAAUUUAUCGUGGGGCAAGAAAGGGUCGCGGUCUGGUUAUUGCUCCCAAGGAUUACUCCACUAAGUACCGAUAUUAAGCUGCUGCUGCUGCUGCUGCUGCUGCUGCGCAGUUACUACUAUGUGGUGAAGAACUUAUCUGGUAAUUUCUUUCAUGUA